AUGGUCAUGCAGAGGUGGCACCUGGUGUGCGACCGCGCACCGUACGUGGUCAUGACGCACGUCUACUACACGGUCGGUGAAUUGUUGGGCGCCCCGCUGGUGGGACAGCUGGCAGACCGUGCCGGCCGCCGGCCCAUGGUCUUUGGCGCCUUGCUGAUGUCCAUGGCGUCAGUGUUCACAGCAACGGCAGCCGACUCCUUCCCCGCCUUCGUGGUCGCCCACGUGCUCAUCGCCUUGUCGACAUCCACCGCCCACUUCCUGACGUCUAUUCUGCUCUUCGAGAGCUCUUCAUCGGCCUACCGAGCGCUGUACAUCGCUGCAGCCGAGACGGGUGCUCCACUCGUGCACGCCAUCUCGUUGUGCCCAUGGCUGCAGCACAUGGACCUCCGCUUCACGCGCAUCGCGCUCGUGUUCAGCAUGAUCCUGUUGUCACUCGCCUUCCACGCGGUGGCCGAGUCUCCCCGAUGGAUGCUCGCAGUGGGCGAUUACGACGCCCUGACCACCGUGCUGACCAGUAUCGCCCAGGAGAACGAGUUCCAGCUCGGAGACGUCUGGCGUCUUGUCCACUAUGCAGAGGCCGUCAAACCACUGCAGGCAGGCAUGCCGUUCCAACUAUCCGACGUGCUGCUGCUUCCCGAACUGCGCACUCGCACAGUGGCGCUGUCGGUACUCUGGUUCUGGUGCUUCUUCGCGGAGUACUCAAUCCUCCUCGUGCGGCCAAACGCGGCAACCAGGACGUCGCCGCUUGUUGCCAUGCUCCUUCUGCUGGUGCCCGUCUACGCCACGGGCUACCCGCUGGUCGUCAGGUGGCCCCGCCGCACGAGCCUCCACAUGACCCUCAUGGUGGCGUCAACGGUUGGUGUCGCUGCGGGUGCCACGCACUACUACGAAAGCCCGCUUGUCACCGAGGUCAUGGGCUUGCUCUUAGCCAUGGUGCAGCUGUGUUUGCUGGUGGCCAAGUUGCACGCGUACGAGUGCUUCCCGAGUGCUGUCAGGGCCACCGCUGUGCACGUGGUGGUCGCAGCUGGAUGCCUCGGUCAAGGCAUGGCCCAGUUCCUGGUGGACGUCGCGCGUGUCGCGGACGCAACCUCGGCGCUCCUCAUCAUGUCCGUGGGACUGCUGACCUGCGAGCUGGCCAUCCGCUGGCUCCCCGAGACCAAAAAUGUCGAGCUGCCCGAAGUACAGGCAGAGGUUCUGUCCCAGGAAUGCCACCCACACCAGGUUACACCACCGUUCAAAGACGAAGUGCUUCCAGCAAGGAGAACCAGCAGUACACAGGCCAGCUCGAGUCACCAAGCCAGUUCAGCGGGCCGUGGCGGCGCUGGAAGAAAAUGA
This is a messenger RNA of Rhipicephalus microplus (southern cattle tick), 1335 nucleotides long. RefSeq names its product organic anion transporter 3. Lineage: Eukaryota; Metazoa; Arthropoda; Arachnida; Ixodida; Ixodidae. Gene Ontology annotation, molecular function: transmembrane transporter activity. Gene Ontology annotation, cellular component: membrane. Gene Ontology annotation, biological process: transmembrane transport. The record is from RefSeq and is a predicted model, not a curated record.